Molecule: messenger RNA, 982 nt
Organism: Anarrhichthys ocellatus (wolf-eel)
Lineage: Eukaryota; Metazoa; Chordata; Actinopteri; Perciformes; Anarhichadidae
Gene: nts
Product: neurotensin
Exons: 4
Coding region: 191-667 (158 amino acids)
Cellular component (GO): extracellular region
Molecular function (GO): neuropeptide hormone activity
Source: RefSeq, a predicted model, not a curated record
GGAAAGGGGAAGCCUGCUGGGAGCUGGAAGAGAAGAAGAAGAGGAAGGAAGAAGCAGCAUCACUACAACAUCCCCUCUAGAGCCUCUUUAGCCGUCUGUGUCUGACCUUUAACCUUAUGGACUAGAUUCCUCCGCAGGUGAAUUCUUCAGUGUGGGAUCACUUAUUUUUUUUCUUUGUUUUCUCAUCAAGAUGCAGGCACACUUGGCGUGCAUGCUUCUCCUCUGUUUCACGUGUGGUGGACUUUGUACAGACGUCGACCAGGAUCAGCGAGCACUGGAAGAGGAGCUACUCGGCAGUCUCUUCACUUCUAAGAUGAAAGAGAAUAAGCAGAGUGCCCCCUACUGGCGUGUGUCGCUGGUCAACCUGUGCAGGAUGGUGAACAGCCUGCGGCAGGAGGGGUGGAACGGCGAGGAGGAGGAGGAGGAGGAGGGCGGCGAGCUGAGGGAGGGGAGCCUCCAGCUGCACGAGGAGCUGUUCAACCUGCAAAUCAUCUGCCGAGCACUGCAGAGCCGGGGGGAGAGGCUACUCCGUGACUCUCAAGAAUAUUUAGAGGAGAACAGAGACACUCCGCUGAAACGAAAAUCACCCUACAUCCUGAAGAGGCAAGCGGCGCGUACCACCAAGUCCCGGAGGCCGUACAUCUUGAAACGGAGUACAAUUUACUGACAACCAUCCCAGAGGUGACGUCUAAGAGGACCACUUUCUGUGAAGAUGUGAUUGUGGGGUUUUUUUCUCUCUUCUUGUAGCUGCAAUGUUUGUUUGUUUUUCUUUCUUUUCCCGUUGUUGUUUUGAACCAGUCAGACCCUUCGAUUGUAUGUCCAGCAUUGAGGCCUGCCUGUAUUCUGCUCCUGUCAAGUAUAGGUCCUGAAAAUAAAAUCCUGAGCAUCAAGCAAAAUGUGCAUUUCUGAGAAACUAUAUUUAUUUACUCUAUUUCUUCACUGCACUCUGAGUCCAUUUUGUUUCAAGACAAACGAUUAAAGG